Salvia hispanica is the source of this 546-nucleotide messenger RNA. Its product is annotated as beta-1,4-xylosidase. NCBI's taxonomy places the organism in Eukaryota, Viridiplantae, Streptophyta, Magnoliopsida, Lamiales, Lamiaceae. The record is from RefSeq and is a predicted model, not a curated record.
UUGUUCAAAGCAAUACACCUCCAUUUUUCAACUAAGCUGACCUGAAACAAGUCUAUAUAUUCCUCAUCCCAAUUCAUAGAAGUAGUAUACCAAAAACAUUUUAUUGCAUAAUCACAUCUAUACUUGAAGAAUCAGAUCACAAAAUGGAAGGUUUGAUACCGUUUCUUAUCCACGCCAUGAAGAAGGAAAAGCCGCAAAAUGCUUACCGAUGUCUCUCCGACAACUCCACCACCGCCCGCAGCUACCAUCUCCUCCUCGGUGGCAGUGACUCCGUCGAGGGCUCCUCCCAUCGUCGGACUCGCUCCGACUACCAGCCUCCAUCCACCAUCGAUUUUGGCCAUUUGCCGCAUGCCAAGAGCUUCAGUGCCAAAGCUCCGGCCAACGUCGACCAUGUUGGAAGGACUAGUAAAUGAGGCCAUUAGCAAGAGAUGAUCAUACAUACUGUCAUGAAGUUUGAUGGAAUGUUUAAUUGUUUGUAUAUUCUUUUAUUUGGUGUUGUAAUGGUAGAAUGUAAAGGGAUUGAAUAAAUCAAAUUCAAGUUGUUUA